This is a messenger RNA of Peromyscus leucopus (white-footed mouse), 507 nucleotides long. Its product is annotated as selection and upkeep of intraepithelial T-cells protein 10-like. Gene Ontology annotation, biological process: regulation of cytokine production; T cell receptor signaling pathway. Bases 1 to 507 code for a protein of 168 amino acids. The record is from RefSeq and is a predicted model, not a curated record. NCBI's taxonomy places the organism in Eukaryota, Metazoa, Chordata, Mammalia, Rodentia, Cricetidae. Gene Ontology annotation, cellular component: external side of plasma membrane. Gene Ontology annotation, molecular function: signaling receptor binding. The transcript is spliced from 4 exons.
AUGGCGUCUGUAGCUUCGUGUUUAGCUGGAUUCUUCAUGGCCUUUCUUCUCUUACAGAUCACCGUACUCACCCAAGCUAUGAGCUUGGAUAUACAGAUUAACAUUCAGGUUCCAGAUGCAGAAGGGGUACUGGUGGAGUGUACUUCAGGAAGGUUGAUCCCACCUGCUGAGAUGACAUGGAGAGACAGCAAGGGGAAUAUAAUUCCACAUUCAUCAAAAUUUGACUCUCAGGAUGGAUUAUUGUACUUGAAGAGCAGCAUUCUUCUGAAGAACAGAACACAUGGUCCUGUUACUUGUUCCAUUUACAAUGUAACUACUAAUCAAGAGAUAAAAAGAAGCAUUGUUCUACCAGAUGUCCUCUUCAAACCAGAGUAUAUGUCAUUGAUGUCAAACAGACCUUCAUAUCCUGUAAUAUAUUUGACCAUUAUACUUGUUUUAUAUUGUCUCAAAGCAAUACUUGUUUGUUGUCUCAAGUGGAAAACAUGUGAAUUCAUGAGAGGUACUUGA